Molecule: messenger RNA, 939 nt
Organism: Callorhinchus milii (elephant shark)
Lineage: Eukaryota; Metazoa; Chordata; Chondrichthyes; Chimaeriformes; Callorhinchidae
Product: transcriptional activator protein Pur-beta-like
Exons: 1
Coding region: 1-939 (312 amino acids)
Biological process (GO): regulation of transcription by RNA polymerase II
Cellular component (GO): nucleus
Molecular function (GO): RNA polymerase II transcription regulatory region sequence-specific DNA binding; DNA-binding transcription factor activity, RNA polymerase II-specific; purine-rich negative regulatory element binding
Source: RefSeq, a predicted model, not a curated record
AUGCUGGAGACGGAGGAGUUGGCGUCGCGGCGGUUGGACAUCCAGAACAAGCGCUUCUACCUGGACGUCAAGCAGAACGCCAGGGGCCGCUUCCUGAAGAUCGCCGAGGUGGGCUCCGGGGGCCACAAGAGCCGCCUCACCGUCUCCAUGGCCGUGGCCGCCGAGAUGCGCGACGCCCUGGGCGACUUCAUCGAGCACUACGCGCAGCUCGGGCCCAGCAGCUCAGGGGGGAGCGGCGGCGGAGAGGAGAGGCGGAGACCCCAACAACACCCACAGCAGCCCCAGCAGCAGGGCCCGGGGACAGGGAGGCCGGAGGAGCCGGGGGCUCAGCAGCAGCAGCAGCAGCAGCAGCGGGUGCUGAAGAGCGAGUACCUGGUGCGGGAGAACCGCAAGUACUACCUGGAUCUGAAGGAGAACCAGCGCGGCCGCUUCCUGCGCAUCCGCCAGACACUGAGCCGCGGGCCGGGCUGGGGCUACUCGGGACAGGGACAGACCAUCGCGCUGCCCGCCCAGGGCCUGAUCGAGUUCCGGGACGCGCUGGCCAAGCUGGUGGAGGAUUACGGCGGAGGAGCGUCGGCGGCCUCUGCAGCCUCGGGCUCCGGUGGUGACGAGGCCGGGGCGGGGGUGGGGGGAGCCGCCGCCGCCGCCGGCCCCGAGGAGCUGCCCGAGGGUAUCUCGGUGCCGGUGGACAACAAGCGCUUCUUCUUCGACGUGGGCUCCAACCGCUACGGCGUGUUCCUGCGGGUGAGCGAGGUCAAGCCCUCGUACCGACACUCCAUCACUGUGCCCUGCAAGGCCUGGGCCCGCUUCGGGGACCAUUUCCUCCGGUACGCCGAGGAGAUGAGGGGCAUCCAGGAGAGGCGCCGCGACCGCAGGGCAGAGCUGAGCCGCCAGCCCGCCGCCCCCGAGAGCGAGGAGGAGGAGGAGGAGGAAGAUUGA